ACUUUGAUACUUACUUAUUGUCAAGAAUUGUCGAUCGAAAAAUCAAAAUACCAAAAUCAUUUCGCCUUAGGAACUGCAAAUAGCUUAAAAAAAAAAUGAGUAAAGUUCCUUUGAGAGAUAUUUCGCCUAUUAUGCAGGCCUUUAGAAAGUUCCUUCUUGGCAGAGAACAUACGACUGCCUUGAGAUCUCAGCAUCUUAUAUCCGCUAGGACUCAGCCCCCUCCGCAAAUUCCCGAUGGACCGUCCCACAGGCAUGCCCACAACUACUACUACACUCGUGAUGCUCGGAGGGAAGUCACACCACCUCUAAUUGUGACUCAAAAAUUGCUUGCUGACAGUAGUGCUGAUAAAGGAACACCAAAAGCUGCAAUUAACGUUAGGCCUACUCCAGGAAAACUGUACCACUGGGAUAAGCAUUAUGAAUAAAUAAUAUUUAGAUCAAAUUAAAAUUUUGUUGUAAUUAAUUUUGUUGUAAAAAUAUAGAUAUUGCCUACA
Molecule: messenger RNA, 494 nt
Organism: Pararge aegeria (speckled wood butterfly)
Lineage: Eukaryota; Metazoa; Arthropoda; Insecta; Lepidoptera; Nymphalidae
Product: NADH dehydrogenase [ubiquinone] 1 alpha subcomplex subunit 7-like
Exons: 4
Coding region: 96-425 (109 amino acids)
Biological process (GO): mitochondrial electron transport, NADH to ubiquinone; ATP synthesis coupled electron transport
Cellular component (GO): mitochondrial inner membrane
Source: RefSeq, a predicted model, not a curated record